Molecule: messenger RNA, 1530 nt
Organism: Colletotrichum chrysophilum
Lineage: Eukaryota; Fungi; Ascomycota; Sordariomycetes; Glomerellales; Glomerellaceae
Exons: 4
Coding region: 1-1530 (509 amino acids)
Source: RefSeq, a predicted model, not a curated record
AUGUUGUCCGCUCUAGCACUCGCUUCCUGGUUCCUGCCGGCUUCAAUCGCGGUGCCCUCCCCUAGAAGCCCCGACUGCGAGUCUCUCGCGGAACAGGUAAAGGCCUCUGUGCCAGAGUUGACCUUGGUUAGCUCCGCUCUAGUACCUGCGAAUAGCCUUAACAUCUCUUCGGUCUUCAACUCCGCGUCGUUCUGUCGGUUCAAUGGCACCGUUCCGUACCCAGAGAACAACACGGUUCUCUUUGAGGUUUGGUUGCCGGAGAGCGGAUCCUACAACGGCAGAUUCCUAGCCGUCGGCAACGGAGGAUUGGCUGGCACGAUUGACUAUGCGGCAAUGGUAGAGAAUCUCAACAAGGGAUUUGCCACAGCGGGAGGCGACAGCGGACACCGCGCUGCCGACAAUAACGGUGGUGAUGCCUACCCCGGAGGGAUUUACCUCCCAUUCCUGCAUGAUCGAAACCAGGUUCUCGCAUGGAUUAGAAACUCCAUUGCGCUCUUCACUACUCCAGCAAAGCAGAUCGCCAGUCUGUACUACGCGGAGCCCCCGUCGCAUGCCUAUUACAAGGGCUGCUCGACUGGAGGCGCUCAAGGCUUUGCCCUGGCGGAGUAUCAACCUGAGUUAUUCGACGGAAUCGUUGCUGGGUGCCCUGGAAACUGGUACUCUCACCUUGCUCUCUCAUUCUUGUGGAACCAGCAGGUGUCUCUGGACUCGGCUUUCAUUCCCCAGGAAACGCUCACCUUCAUCCGCGACUCUAUCCUGGACCAGUGCGACACCCUGGACGGCGUCGCCGAUCGCGUCAUCGAGAACCCUCUAGCCUGCUCCUUCGACCUCUCCACGCUCGCCUGCACCUCAUCCUCAACCAACACAUCAACUUGCCUCACACCCGCUCAGAUUACCGCAGCCCAGCAAAUCUACGCUGGCCCGCGCCAUUCCCAGACCAACGCCAGCCUGUAUCCCGGCUUCGACCUAGGCAGCGAGUCGGAGUGGAUCAGUCAAGAAGGCCGUCUGUCCCUCUCCUUCUCGCUUCCUCUUCUGCAGAACAUGGUCUUCGAUGAUCUCAGCUAUAACGGUAGCACAUUCGACUGGGCUAACGAUGUUCAAGCGCUGGAUGAGAAGGUUGGAAGCUUGAUCGACUCGAUCAGCACCAACUUGACCGCGUUCAAGGGGCACGGGGGCAAGUUGAUUGUAACCCAGGGUUGGGCUGAUCCGUACAAUGCUGCGACGUGGCCGAUUCAGCAUUUGGAGGAUGUGGAGAAGGUCACUGGCGAUCGGAAAGAUUGGGCUUCGUUGUUCAUGGUUCCUGGAGGCGGUCACUGUGGCGGUGCUUCGUCGUAUCCUCAAGUUCCCAGCAAGCAGAGUUCGCUCGAGGCGCUGGUUGAAUGGGUGGAGAAGGGGGCAGCACCGACUGAGUUGCUUGGAAGCGAGCCGGCAGAUGGAAGCAGCAGGACGAGGAAGCUUUGCCCCUGGCCACAGACGGCAAAGUUGGUUGGAACAAAGGCUGAUGACUCGGGGUCAUACGUCUGUUCAUGA